AUGGCUUUGCAAAGCAGGAUUAAGCCUUUCGAUGUCACUACUGACACCAGCCAGUUGCCAACCGAGUGGGAAGUUUGGAAACUGGAUUUAGAGUCGUUUUUCGUAGCCCAAGGCAUAGAGAAACAAUCAGAUAAACGAGCGCAGCUGGCCUAUCUCGGUGGACCAGGUCUGCAAGGAUUGAUUCGUCACCUACCAGGAAUAGAUCAAGUACCCCACGUUGCAAUCGACCCGCCUUACUACGACGUGGCCAUAAGGUGCCUUGACGAAUACUUUGAGCCUUUCCGCCGUAAGACGUAUGAACGACACCUGUUUCAUCAGAUUACGCAACAAUCUGGUGAAAGAUUCACGGAUUUUAUCAUGCGGUUGCGAAAACAGAUUGCGAGAUGUAAUUACGAUCCGGUCGUGGUGGAUGAGCUCAUCGCCGACAGGAUUGCCCAGGGAUGUAUUUCUGAAGAGUUACGCACAAAAUUGUUGCAGAAGGAUCGCACAUUGGACGAAGUGAUCUCUUUGGGUACAAGCAUGGCAGAGUCAUACCACCAAUCGAAGAAAUUGAGCCGGCCUAUUGAGCGUCAGGAACAGAAUGUGUAUACGGUAUUAAAUCGAUCUUUCCGAAACACAGCGCAAUCAUUCAAGCGCCAAUCUGGCUAUCAACCCAGACAUCAGCCUAACAAUCGAUUCAUCUGUUAUGGUUGUGGACGUCGAGGGCAUACCCAUGGAAGCAAUGAAUGCCCGGCUAAACAGACAAAGUGUGCUGCUUGUGGGAAGAUUGGGCACUGGGCGAAACGUUGUUACAGCAACGGGGGUUUGAAGCGUCGAUUGGACGUUCCCGCUUCAUGUCCUAAGGCGAAGAAGGUCCGUGCGGUAUCUGAGGAAAUUGAGAAAGGUCAAUCGAAGGAUUAUGUUUUCUACGCUAUGGGAGGAAAUGUCUUUACAUUCAAAAUUGGAGGAGUUCAGGUACCCAUGACCAUCGACUCAGGUUCGGACGCGAACAUUAUCACUCAAACCAUAUGGGAACAAUUGAAAGAAGCUAAGGUAAAUGUAAUAGACAUGACUGCAAAAGCAGACAGAUCACUCGUUGGUUAUGCCAGUAAGCAACCCAUGAAAAUUACCGGAACAUUCAAUGCGGAGAUAGAAGCAGGUCAGAAUAAGACGAUUGCCAAAUUCUAUGUGGUCGAAGAUGGCCAACGCUGUUUACUUGGAGACCACACAGCGAAAUCCCUGAAUGUACUGAAAGUUGGAUACAAUGUGGAUACAGUCGAAUCAAUCGCAACAUCGCCAUUCCCUAAAAUCCGAGGGGUGGUUAUCGAGAUACCAAUCGAUAACAACAUCCAACCAGUACAACAAUCGUACAGAAGGCCUCCGAUUGCUUGGGAAUCAAAAAUAGAGGAAAAGCUGCGUUCCCUAUUGGAAAUGGACAUCAUUGAGCCGGAACCAGGCCCAUCCGCUUGGGUAUCACCUGUUGUGCCAGUGAUGAAGGACUCUGGUGAAAUUCGUUUGUGCAUUGACAUGCGCAGAGCCAACGAAGCUGUGCUGCGCGAGUCACACCCAUUACCCCUUGUGGACGAGCUGCUUGGAUCUGUGUGCGGGGCCGUACGAUUUUCAAAAAUUGACAUCAAAGACGCCUAUCAUCAGGUCGAAAUAUCGGAGCGCUCAACACCAAUCACCACGUUUAUUACCAAGAAGGGACUUUUCAGGUAG
Messenger RNA from Armigeres subalbatus, 1698 nucleotides. RefSeq lists its product as uncharacterized. The record is from RefSeq and is a predicted model, not a curated record. Bases 1 to 1698 code for a protein of 565 amino acids. Gene Ontology annotation, molecular function: zinc ion binding; aspartic-type endopeptidase activity; nucleic acid binding. Gene Ontology annotation, biological process: proteolysis. The transcript has a single exon. Lineage: Eukaryota; Metazoa; Arthropoda; Insecta; Diptera; Culicidae.